Messenger RNA from Cutaneotrichosporon cavernicola, 225 nucleotides. RefSeq lists its product as uncharacterized. The record is from RefSeq and is a predicted model, not a curated record. Lineage: Eukaryota; Fungi; Basidiomycota; Tremellomycetes; Trichosporonales; Trichosporonaceae. The transcript has 3 exons. Bases 1 to 225 code for a protein of 74 amino acids.
AUGGCAAGCGAGAGCGCCGUUGGAGGCUGGACGCCUGGCGGAUCAUCACUGCGCCCUCUGCCGAAAACAAUAGCAUCUCCGGUAUCAACACAGGACACAGCGCCACCAUACUACGUCCCCGAAGCGGCCAACGAUCCCACAUCCAAUCGAUACCCGCGCACAUCGAUAGAUUCGGGCUCUAGUCCUGUGUUGUUGUGGGUGUACGCCAACGCAGAGGGCGAAUGA